AGCUGUAAUAUUUCUGGUGUCCAAUGUAAGGAAAGUGAGUGGGAGAAAGAAAAAGAAAAACAAGUAUAUAACUUUCCCUUUUACCAAACAAAAGAAAACGUUACAAACAGCAUGGGAAAGUGGAGACAACAAUGGAGACUCAGGAAUUUCCAUCUUUUCUCUCUUCACUUUUGAUUCAAACUUUGAUCUCCCUCUGCCUUCUCCAAAUACCACACAUCCCCCAGCCUUUUUUUCUUCGUCCUCUUUCUCUCUCUCCCAGUCUCUUUAGCAUAUGAGUGUGUUUCUUAAGGUAUUUUGAUUUUAUUGUGUGCUUGGUUGUCUUUUAGAUAAAGAUCGUAGAUUAAGGGCUAGUUUAGCAUUAAUUUCGUAUGUGUCUUAACACCAAGGGUUAGUUGAAUUUUUUUACAGUGAAAAGAAUCCUUUUUUUCCUUCCGUAAUUUCUUGCUUGUGUAAUUAUAUAGGCUGUACCAGCUUGUUAAUAUAUACCCAUAUUGAAAAUAUAGUGAAUUAUUGUUUGUUUCUGGUGUUUUGUUUGCUUGUAUUAAAUGUCUUGCUUGGUGAGGUAGGAAGGAAGGGUCUUUUAGCUAAAUAGUAGUGGUGAGAUUAUUGAUAAGGGAACUUUUUUUUUCAAAAACAAAUCUUUGGGUUUUUUUUUUUGAGUUUUGUAAAGAGAGGAAAUUAAGAAGACCUCAUUUGGUUAUUGUGGAGAUCUGGGACUUGUUUAAUCUCUUAUGCCCAAUGAGAACUUUCUUUCCCUCUGAUUCAUGUAAAGAAUCACAGCUUAAUGCUGUCAAUCCUCAGUCUUGGCUCCAAGUUGAAAGAGGGAAGCUUUCCAAAUUAUCUUCUUCCCCGACCACCUCUUCAUCCAUAGAAUCAUUUAUCAAGGUUCCCGAGCCACCAUUGUUGCCAUUCUUUAAACCUAUUGAUUAUGUAGAGGUUUUAGCUCAAAUUCAUGAAGAUCUGGAGUCAUGUUCUCCCCAAGAGAGGUCAACUCUUUAUUUGUUACAAUUCCAGAUCUUCAGGGGACUUGGAGAAACCAAAUUGAUGCGGAGAAGCCUCCGCUCGGCUUGGCAGAGGGCUGCCACUGUCCAUGACAGGCUUGUAUUUGGGGCAUGGUUGAAGUAUGAGAAGCAAGGAGAAGAACUUAUUGCUGACUUGCUUGCAACUUGCAAUACGUGUGCCCAAGAGUUUGGGCCGGUCGAUGUUUCUCAGCUUCAAGUCGAGGUGAGUGGCUUUCCCCAGGAGACUGUUGUGAUGAAUGGGAACAAGAGACCAAAAAACGUGAACUUUAAGAUUGGAGAUGAGAAAAUCGUUUGUGAUAGGCAGAAAAUUGCUUCUCUUUCAGCUCCUUUUCAUGCUAUGCUGAAUGGUUACUUUACUGAAUCGUUUUCCGAGGACAUAGAUUUAUCCAAAAACAAUAUAUCCCCAUUGGGUAUGAGGACAAUUGUUGAGUUCAGCAUCACAGGAAGUUUGAGCAAAGUUCAUCCUGAUCUUUUGCUGGAAAUACUAGUUUUUGCAAACAAGUUUUGUUGUGAAAGACUCAAAUAUGCUUGUGAUAGGAAACUUGCAUCUUUGGUUCGCACCAAAGAUGAUGCAGUAGAGUUCAUGGAAUAUGCCAUCGAACAGAAUUCUCCUGUCCUGGCUGUGUCAUGUUUGCAAGUUUUAUUGCACGAACUGCCUGAUUGUUUGAAUGAUGAACGAGUGGUCGAAAUAUUUAGCAAUGCCGAUAUACAACAGAGAUCAAUCAUGGUUGGACAGGCCUCAUUUCCAUUGUAUUGUUUAUUAAGUGAAGUAGCUAUGAACCUAGAUCCUCAAUCUGAUAAAACUGUUUGUUUCCUAGAACAGUUGAUUAAGUCAGCUGGAACUGACAGAGAGAGAUUGCUAGCUUUUCAUCAGUUGGGAUGUGCAAGGCUUCUGAGGAAAGAGUAUGAUGAAGCCGAAAGUCUUUUUGAGAGAGCUGUAAGUUUAGGACAUGUUUACUCUAUUGCGGGUUUGGCUAGACUCGGUUACAUUAAGGGUCAUAAACUUUGGUCUUAUGAGAAGCUCAGCUCUGUGAUUUCUUCCGUUAACCCACUAGGGUGGAUGUAUCAGGAAAGAUCAUUAUACUGUGAAGGUGAUAAGAGGUGGGAAGACCUUGAGAAAGCAACUGAACUGGACCCAACUCUCACAUACCCCUACCGGUAUCGAGCUGCUUCUCUUAUGAUGAAACAGAAUGUCCAAGCUGCUCUCGCUGAGAUCAACAGGGUUCUUGGGUUUAAACUUGCAUUGGAAUGCUUGGAACUCCGAUUUUGUCUCUAUUUAGCUAUUGAGGAUUACAAAGCAGCCAUUCGUGAUGUUCAGGCAAUCCUAACACUUUCCCCAGAUUACAGAAUGUUUGAGGGACGAGUGGCAGCAUCCCAGCUCCGUACGCUUGUGCGUGAGCAUGUUGGGAAUUGGACAACUGCAGAUUGUUGGAUGCAGUUGUAUGAUAGGUGGUCUUCUGUUGAUGAUAUCGGAUCACUCUCUGUAAUCUACCAAAUGCUUGAAUCGGGUGGGGCAAAAGGUGUUUUAUACUUCAGACAAUCAUUACUUCUCCUCAGGUUGAACUGUCCAGAUGCGGCUAUGCGAAGUUUAGAAUUAGCUCGUGAACGUGCAUCCAGUGAGCAUGAACGUCUGGUUUACGAGGGAUGGAUCCUAUAUGAUACUGGUCACUCUGAGGAAGGGCUUCGGAAGGCAGAAGAGUCUAUCAAAAUUAGUAGAUCUUUCGAGGCCUUCUUCCUUAAAGCUUAUGCAUUGGCUGACUCUAGUCUCGAUUUAUCUUGUUCUUCAACAGUUAUUUCACUGCUUGAAAAUGCCUUGAAAUGUCCCUCGGAUAAUCUUCGGAAAGGUCAAGCUCUUAACAAUCUUGGAAGUGUCUUUGUUGAUUGUGGGAAAUUAGACUCAGCAGCUGAUUGCUACAUCAAUGCCCUCAAAAUCCGUCACACUAGAGCCCAUCAAGGUCUUGCACGUGUCCAUUUUCUAAAAAACGAUAAGGCUGCCGCAUAUGUCGAAAUGACCAAACUGAUCGAAAAAGCUAAGAAUAAUGCAUCAGCGUAUGAGAAAAGGUCCGAGUACUGUGAUCGUGACCUCACAAAGGCAGAUCUGGAGAUGGUCACUCGACUAGAUCCACUCCGGGUAUAUCCUUACCGGUAUCGAGCUGCAGUGUUAAUGGAUAACCACAAGGAGAAGGAAGCCAUUGCCGAACUGUCUAGGGCAAUCGCAUUUAAAGCAGAUCUUCAUCUUCUACACCUACGAGCUGCCUUCCACGAGCAUGUUGGCGAUGUGUUCGGGGCCCUCCGAGAUUGUCGAGCUGCUCUCUCUGUUGACCCUAACCAUCAAGAAAUGUUGGAACUGCACAGCCGUGUCAACAGCCAUGAACCAUAAAUCUUUUUUUCUCUCUCUCUUUUGGGUUAAGAAUGUUAAAGGGAAAAAAUGGAAAUUACUUCGGAUAAAUGAGGGGGGGAAGAGAUUUUGAACUGAAUGAUACUAUCGUCAUCAUCCAUAAGUAAACUUUGAAAUUUACCCUGUAAGAAUUUUUGGUUAUGAAGUUUGUUCAGUGCCUUGUUACUCAUCUUCAGCCAAAUAAUCAGAUGCCAUGGCGUUGGUGGAUUA
Hibiscus syriacus is the source of this 3630-nucleotide messenger RNA. Its product is annotated as ETO1-like protein 1. The coding region runs from base 739 to 3402 and encodes 887 amino acids. Gene Ontology annotation, biological process: negative regulation of ethylene-activated signaling pathway. Lineage: Eukaryota; Viridiplantae; Streptophyta; Magnoliopsida; Malvales; Malvaceae. Gene Ontology annotation, molecular function: protein binding. The transcript has 5 exons. The record is from RefSeq and is a predicted model, not a curated record.